CACAGCUUGAACAAAGUGUGGCCAUUUUUUUACUUCCAAAACUCCUCUGUUCCAUCUCUGCAGCCCCAAAAUUCUUUCCGUUUUCAAAUAAUCCCUUACAGAUCACGCCAUCUCCCUCUAAGGAAAAUGCAGUACAAGAAUCUGGGUCGCUCAGGCCUCAAGGUGAGCCAGCUCUCUUUUGGCGCCUGGGUCAGCUUCGGCAAUCAGCUCGAUGUCAAAGAGGCCAAGUCUCUCUUGCAGUGCUGCCGUGACCAUGGUGUUAACUUCUUUGACAACGCCGAGGUUUAUGCCAAUGGAAGGGCUGAGGAGAUCAUGGGUCAGGCGAUCCGUGAGCUUGGAUGGAAACGUUCUGAUAUUGUUGUCUCUACCAAGAUCUUCUGGGGAGGUUCUGGUCCUAAUGAUAAAGGCUUGUCUAGGAAGCAUAUAGUGGAGGGUACCAAAGCUUCGCUCAAGAGGCUGGAUAUGGAUUAUGUUGAUGUGAUUUACUGCCACCGGCCAGACUCCUCAACACCAAUUGAAGAAACAGUAAGGGCAAUAAAUUAUGUGAUUGAUAAAGGGUGGGCAUUUUAUUGGGGGACUAGCGAGUGGUCGGCACAGCAAAUCACUGAAGCAUGGGGCAUCGCAGAAAGAUUGGACUUGGUGGGGCCAAUUGUGGAGCAGCCAGAGUAUAAUUUACUGUCUAGACACAAGGUAGAGUCAGAGUACCUCCCUUUGUACAACAAUUAUGGCCUGGGCCUCACCACAUGGAGUCCACUUGCAUCUGGGGUGCUCACUGGAAAGUACAGCAAGGGAGCUAUUCCUCCUGAUAGCCGGUUUGCACUGGAAAAUUACAAAAAUCUUGCCAGCCGAUCACUAGUUGAUGAUGUUCUGAAAAAGGUCAAUGGACUAAAGCCAAUUGCUGACGAACUAGGUGUGCCUUUAUCUCAACUUGCAAUUGCAUGGUGUGCUGCUAAUCCAAAUGUCUCAUCAGUUAUUACUGGUGCUACAAAGGAGUCUCAGAUUCAAGAGAACAUGAAAGCUAUUGACGUGAUCCCCUUGUUGACUCCUGCCGUGAUGGAGAAGAUAGAGGCUGUUGUUCAAAGCAAGCCAAAACGUCCAGAUUCAUAUAGGUAAGUAAUGUAGGAGUUUUGCGGGAAUUAUGUAGCAGAUUCAUAUUACAAAGAUCACGCCUUAGUUCUGUUGUCAUUCAAGUGUGGCUGUUGUAUUGUUAUAUCUUGUUUCACUGCCUUGGAGCAUUGCAAUCCGCAGUUGAUUUUUCAUGUGCGGGAGGGAUUUUCUCAUUUUACAUUUCAUGAUGUUCACAAUUCUGAAUUGAUGACAAUUUUUUGUCUUGAAUUUGGCGUGCUAUAAAGAUUGAUAUAUUUUUCCA
This is a messenger RNA of Manihot esculenta (cassava), 1369 nucleotides long. Its product is annotated as probable voltage-gated potassium channel subunit beta. Bases 127 to 1113 code for a protein of 328 amino acids. The record is from RefSeq and is a predicted model, not a curated record. Lineage: Eukaryota; Viridiplantae; Streptophyta; Magnoliopsida; Malpighiales; Euphorbiaceae. The transcript is spliced from 5 exons.